This is a messenger RNA of Oppiella nova, 201 nucleotides long. NCBI's taxonomy places the organism in Eukaryota, Metazoa, Arthropoda, Arachnida, Sarcoptiformes, Oppiidae. The record is from the annotation of a GenBank genome assembly.
AUGAAAUACGACAAAAUAUACGGCGAACCCAACAAAUUUAACCCGGACAGAUUUAUGCCCGAAAAUGCCUCUAGGCUCGUGCCCUACGCGUACCUACCGUUUGGGGCCGGGCGUCGCAGUUGUAUCGGCACGCGGUUCGGCCUAUUCGUGAUAGGGCGCUCGUUGUGUCACGUGAUCGCACGCUACCGCUUCGGACGAUAG